Acanthosepion pharaonis is the source of this 774-nucleotide messenger RNA. Lineage: Eukaryota; Metazoa; Mollusca; Cephalopoda; Sepiida; Sepiidae. The record is from the annotation of a GenBank genome assembly.
AUGUUCUUUCUUUUCUUUGUCUAUCACAUUUUUAAUAUAUUUUCACCUUAUCUUCCUUUGUUUCUUUAUCCAUUUUUAUCUUUAUUUAUCUAUCAUAUCACCAUUAUCUUCCGAUUAAAUUUCAUGCUUCUACUUCUUUUUUCGUUUUCUUUCAUUCUUUCGUGGUCUUAUUCCUUUCUUUCUUUCUUUCUUUCUUUCUUUCUUUUGCACCUUUCUUUCUUUCUUUUGCACCUUUCUUUCUUUUUCUAUAUUUUAAAAAAUUAUUUACUUUCUAUUUUCUUUUCUUCUGUUUUUCUUUCUAUUUUUUCUUUUCUUUUCUUCCGUUUUUCUUUCUAUUUUAUUUCUUUCUAUCUUUAUUUUUUCUUCUGUUUUUUUUUCUAUUUUCUUUCCUUCUAUUUUUCUUUUUCUUUUCUUCUGUUUUUCAAUCUAUUUUCUUUCCUUCUGUUUUUCUUUCUAUUUUCUUUCCUUCUGUUUUUCUUUCUAUUUUCUUUCUUUCUAUUUUUCAAUCUUUUUUCUUUCUUUCUUUCUAUUUUCUUUCCUUCUAUUUUUCUUUCUAUUUUCUUUCCUUCUAUUUUUCUUUCUAUUUUCUUUCCUUCUAUUUUUCUUUCUAUUUUCAUUCCUUCAAUCUUUUUUCUUUCUUUCUUUUUCUUUCUAUUUUCUUUCCUUCUAUUUUUCUUUCUAUUUUCUUACCUUCUAUUUUUCUUUCUAUUUUCCUUCCUUCUAUUAUUCAAUCUAUUUCUUUCUUUCUUUUCUUUCUAUUUUCUUUCCUUCUAG